CCCCUGGCGGGAGGGCGCCGCCGGCCCGGCCCUGCGCGCGCGGCCCCUUUAAGGCCCCCCCCCGCCAGCUGGGGGGGCCAGGGCCAGGGGCCUCCCCCGCUCGGGCGCCCCCACUCGCGCCGCCCCGGCCCGCCCCGCCCGCUGCAACCUGUGGCCGGGCUGGGGGCCCCGCACCCCCGGCCGUGAGGACCCCGCCAACGCCAUGAGCUGAGCAGACCCCCCACGGGCACCAUGGACCCCGGCGCCUUCCCCCACAUCCAGCUGUGGUGCCCCCGGCCCUUCGGCACCUACUCGCAGAACAAGCCGUGCCAGGCGGCUCCCGCCCGCAGACCCUUCUGCCGUGCCAAGGAGGACGGGGCAGAGGCCGAGUCCUGCUCGGAGAACACCCCCCCGGCGCCCGCGCCUGCGCCCCCGCCCGGCUCCCCGGGGGCCGGCCCGGUGGAGGAGGGCCGGGUGCUGCUGGACACGUGGUACGUCAUCAAGCCGGGCAACACCAAGGAGAAGAUCGCCUUCUUCGUGGCACACCAGUGCAGCAGCAGCCGCGCAAGCACCAUGAAGGUCAAAGGCCACUGGGGCAGCGACAGCUCCAAAGCCAAGCGCCGGCGCCGCUCCCACGACCCCAGCAAGGCCAAGGCCACUGAGGCCACGUGCCCGGAGCCGCCGCCACCACCGCCGCCUCCCGAGCCCGGCACCGCUGACACCGACCUGCUCUCGGUGGCCGAGAUGGUGGCGCUGGUGGAGCAGCGGGCGGCACUGGCCCUGCAGAGCUGCCCGCGGGCCUGCCCACCCAGCGUGCCCGGCCCCAUGGUCUUCGUGGCGUCGGAGCAGGAGGCAGGCAGCGCGGAGCGGCGGGCGGGCACUGACUGCCGGCGUGUGGCGGAGGCCGUGGCGCGGCUCGAGUCGCGCGAGCGGGAGCGGCAGAACGGCUGCGGCCCCGGUGAGGUGCGCAUCGCCUUCCGCAUCUCCAGCACCCGCGACCCCCGUGCUGCCCCGGACCAGGGCGCCGGCGCCCGCCCCAGCUGCAUGUUCGUGGGUUGCAGCGCGCCGGCUGCCCGCGCCAAGGACAAGAUCACUUGCGACCUCUACCAGCUCAUCAGCCCCUCCCGCGAUGCACUGCCCACCAACGUGGACUUCCUGCUGGCCGCUGCUGCCGCCUCCCCUAAGGCCGAGGGGCCGCCUGAGGCACCCAGCGGGGAUGCAGGCGGGCGCGAAGCCCCGGUGGGGCCCGGCAAGGCGGAGCUGGGCGUGGGUGAGAAAUCGGUGGGCCGGGACUGCAUGGCCGGCUUCCACGUGGACGUGGUGGUGACAGGCGUGGUGGACGAGUGCGUGUUCUUCGGCAAGGACAGCACCAAGAACAUGAAGGAGGAGACCGUGUGCCUAGUGGCGGGACCCGAGGCGCUGGGCGAGGACCCGCCGCCCGGCCAGCUCUUCUUCCUGCACUCGCCUGAGGACACACGGGCGCCUGACGUGGGUGGCACGGACGGGGCCCCGGAGCGCGGCAGCGGUGCCGGUGCCCCCGACUCGGCGCCACCUGGCGACCCCUCGCUGUGCCGCCUCUACCGCCACGUCUCACACGACUUCCUGGAGAUCCGCUUCAAGAUCCAGCGCCUGCUAGAGCCGCGGCAGUACAUGCUGCUGCUGCCCGAGCACGUCAUGGUGAAGAUCUUCGCCUACCUGCCCACGCGGUCGCUGGCCGCGCUCAAGUGCUCCUGCCACUACUUCAAGUCGCUCAUCGAGACCUUCGGCAUCCAGGCCACAGACUCGCGCUGGACCCGCGACCCGCUCUACCGUGACGACCCCUGCAAGCAGUGCCGCAAGCGCUACGAGAAGGGCGACGUCUCGCUGUGCCGCUGGCACCCCAAGCCCUACCACCACGACCUGCCUUACGGACGCUCCUACUGGAUGUGCUGCCGCCGCCCCGACAAGGAGGCGCCCGGCUGCCGCGUGGGGCUGCACGACAACCACUGGGUGCAGCCCUGCCUGGCGCGGGACCGGGAUCGGGACCGUGGGGGCGGGCACCGCGAGGAUGCCAGGUGAGGGGCGGGGUGGGGCUGGGCCAGGCCCCACCCCCCGCAGCUGACACGACUUGGGGGGGGUUAUUGCCCCCUCCCCCUUUGGGGGUUUUUUUUUGCCUGUGUUUGAUGUUGAGAUUUGGGGGUGCAGAGAAGGAGUGGGUGCAGCAGGGGGUGCUGGAGGAAGGACCGCACCUGCCCCUCCCAGCACCCGGGGCAGCCCCAGCUCCUGGGCUGGGAUCAGGACCCUCAGAAGGGCUCAGCUGGGCACGACCCUCCCUCAGGGGUGGGGGCCGGCUCCCCCGUCCCUCCCCAAGACCCUCACCAAAGACCCCCCAUCUCCGUCCCCCCGGCGAGGACACCUGGGUUCUUCCCUUCUCUCCCAGCCACUCCUCAGUGGCUUAUGGGGGGCCCUCAGCUCCCAGCCGCCACCACCACCAUAAGUGGCCUUGACCCCAGCCCGGCCCCUCCAUGCCCAGCUCGUGCCCCACAGCACGCCCAUCAGACUCUGGGCCUGCAGCCCCUCCCAUAUUUAUAUGCCUGUCUUCGUGCAUGUGUGACAUUGCAAACGACUGUUGAGUGGGGAAAAAACGAUUAAAGAGGAAAAACCCAG
Molecule: messenger RNA, 2625 nt
Organism: Alligator mississippiensis (American alligator)
Lineage: Eukaryota; Metazoa; Chordata; Crocodylia; Alligatoridae
Gene: FBXO46
Product: F-box protein 46
Exons: 2
Coding region: 232-2037 (601 amino acids)
Molecular function (GO): protein binding
Source: RefSeq, a predicted model, not a curated record